AUGAGGAGAAGUCUCUUCUGGGUGAGCAAUGUGCACUGUUCCUCGUGUGUGGCAUAUAUCACCGAAGUCCUCUCCGAGAUCCCCACGGUCCAAGCCAUCGAUGUGUCGAUCUUGACCCACGAGGUGCGCGUCUCCCACGGGGUUGCUGUGCAGCCAACAGACCUGGUGGCUGCCCUGAUUCAUGCUGCCUUCGAAGUUCAUCAUGUGACGACCUUUGAUGAACGGGGAGCAACCGUUUCCGAGCUUGAUACCACGUCAUUUUUCUCGCCUCGUACAUCCUAUUCGAGCAUUUCAUCCGGUAUUAAAGAGCGACUUCAUACUGGCCGAGAGAAACGACACAUUGCCAACUGUGAUGCAUGCAAGAAAGAAGAAAUAGGACAAUCCUUCUCGUAUUCCUCUCACAGCGACAUCGGUCCUCCCGAUGAGAAGUCUCCGCGGAAUGCCGAUCAGCAUCGGAGUACUACAGCCUUGGAAGCAACACCAGGGGGUACGGUUUAUCCCACACCAUUGUCGACCGCGACCUCCGAAACACAAGCGGACCAGGAUGCAGCUUUCUCCCUGAAAGUUCCUCCCGCAAGUUCCGACAUCCCUCAAUUGCCACCAUCAGAGCCAAGCGAGGAGUUUGCAGCGCGGAUCAGCAUCGGUAGUAUGAGCUGUGCAUCCUGCGUCAACAGUAUUACUGCUGCUGUUCAGGAACUUGACUGUGUUAAAGAGGUCGCAGUCAACCUGCUCACCAACAGCGCAGCCCUCGUAUUUACGGGGCCUCGACGAAAUAUUGAAACGAUCAUUGAACAAAUCGAGGAUAUUGGAUUUGAAGCUGUCCUUGAUCAAGUCAAUCCAAUUCCAAAGCUCUCAAACCCUGGGCAAGCCCCCACAACCUAUGCGACCGAGAUUGCUAUUGCCGGCAUGACUUGUGGCUCUUGCGUUGGGGCCGUCACUCGAGGACUGAAUGAGCUUUUUUUCAUCCGUGAUGUCUCUGUCAAUCCACUAACUCACAGUGCCAAGGUUGAAUUCGAAGGCCGAGAGAACCUAGACCAGAUUGUGGAGAAGAUCGAGGACAUGGGAUAUGACGCUGCCGUCAACAGUGUUAGUGCUGUGUCUCAGAUCAAGAACGUGGCCAAGGCUGUACAGGCGCGGGCGAUUUCGAUCCGAGUUGAUGGAAUGUUUUGUCGCCAUUGUCCCGAAAAGGUCAUGGCAUCCUUGGAAUCAUUUCCAAACGUCACUGUGGAGGAGAUGCCUUCCGAAAAGAACCCAAUUAUCAGGGUCGUGUAUACGCCUGAGCCGCCUGCUUUGACUAUUCGAUCCAUCCUCGCGGCAAUCAAUGAGGCCAACAGUGUCUUCAAUGCUAGCAUCUACCACCCACCUAGCAUCGAAGAUCGCUCCCGAGCAAUGCAAUUGCAUGAACGACGGAGACUGCUCACCCGCCUACUCUUUGUCUUCUCUGUGGCAAUCCCGACCUUCCUCAUCGGAAUUGUCUUCAUGUCUCUCGUCUCACCCCAUAAUUCAAUCCGGAUGUACCUGGAGCAGACGAUUUGGUCCGGCAGUGUGACUCGCAUUGAAUGGGCCCUAUUUAUUAUGUCAACACCCGUCAUGAUCUACGGUACUGACGUGUUCCAUACGCGGGCAUUGAAAGAAAUUUAUGCUCUAUGGCGCCCUGGAAGCCGAGUCCCUAUUUCGCGGAGAUUCUACCGCUUUGGCAGCAUGAAUCUUUUGAUUUCGGCGGGCACGGCAGUUGCCUACUUCUCUUCCCUGGCGAUUCUUAUCGUCGAUGCGGUGGUUGGAACGAAAACCAGUGCUCAUAGCACAACCUACUUUGAUUCGGUUGUCUUCUUAACCCUUUUCAUCCUCGCUGGCCGCUUCUUGGAGGCGUACAGCAAAGCCCGAACUGGAGACGCCGUCUCGUCCCUGGGUAGUCUUCGACCAUCGGAGGCUUUAUUGGUCGAGAACCAGCCCGCAGAUACCGAUGUCCCCGAAGGCCCAGGUUUGGAUCGUAUCAGACGUAUUAGCGUUGAUAUCUUGGAGGUCGGCGAUAUGGUCCGCAUUCCUCACGGUGCAUCUCCGCCUGCUGAUGGCCUGGUUGUCGGUGAGGGCUCUUACCAAUUUGACGAGAGUUCUUUGACAGGAGAGUCCCGACCCGUCAAGAAAGCCGUGGGAGACCAAGUCUUCACCGGCUCGGUCAAUGUGGGCCAGCCUGUGCAGAUUCGCAUCACUGAACUUGGCGGGUCAUCAAUGCUUGACCGGAUCAUCGCCGUGGUUCGUGAGGGCCAAAGCAAGCGUGCGCCUCUAGAGAGGGUCGCCGAUUUGCUCACUUCCCACUUCGUCCCUGUGAUCACCUUAAUUGCUAUUCUUACUAUUGUCAUCUGGCUUGCCCUUGGACACUCGGGCGUGCUGCCCCGCGACUAUCUCGAUAUUGCCCGUGGCGGCUGGACCUUUUGGAGCCUGGAGUUUGCAAUCGCCGUCUUUGUCGUCGCUUGCCCCUGUGGAUUGGCACUAGCUGCGCCAACUGCACUCUUCGUUGGUGGUGGCCUUGCAGCGAAGCAUGGCAUCCUAGUCAAAGGCGGUGGUGAGGCCUUCCAGGAAGCCAGCCGCCUCGAUGCCAUCGUCUUCGACAAGACUGGUACCUUGACUGAAGGAGGAAGCCUCAAGGUAACCGAACACGAGGUCCUCACGAAAGACGAUGAGCUGUUGAAAGUCGCAUGGACCCUCGCUCGCAAACUGGAGGAGAGCAGUAAUCAUCCAAUCGCUCAGGCAAUUUCUGCCUUUUGUGAAUCACGGUCUUCGGCUAAUGUUGUGUCCUCUGAUAUCCAAGAAAUCUCCGGUCAGGGCAUGAAGGGUACAUUCACAGUGACUGCUUCGAACUUUGGAAAUGGAGAACAGUAUGAAGCCACAAUCGGCAACGAGCGCCUUCUUCACAGCGUACUUACCCCCGACACCGACACAUACUUCGUCUCCAGCCUGCUUUCGAAAUUCCAAUUGACUGGCAAAUCUACUGCCAUUCUGUCUUUGCGACGCCAGUCUUCCGCGCCAUCACCGUUUGUCCCUGCGAUUGUCUUCGCGACUUCUGAUACCAUUCGAUCUGAGGCUGUCGACGUGAUUUCUCAGCUCAACAAACGGCAUGUCGAAGUCUUCAUGUGCACAGGCGACAAUCAAACAACUGCACAUGCUGUUGCUGACAUAUUGGGUAUCCCUCGUUCAAACGUUAUGGCCAAUGUACUGCCCGCAGAAAAGGCUCGCUUCGUAUGCCAGGUUCAGCAAGGCGAGAUCCACGCAGCAACACCGGGCACUGGAACCCGCGAUCCGCAAAGCCAGAAGAAGACACGCCCCAUCGUUGCCUUUGUCGGUGAUGGUGUAAAUGAUUCACCCGCCCUAGCCGCUGCAGAUGUCAGCAUCGCAAUGGCAUCUGGCUCAGACGUCGCCAUCAACUCGGCCAGCUUUAUCCUACUCAAUUCAGACCUGAGUACAAUCUUGCACCUGGUAGUUCUCAGCCGUCGCGUGUUCAAUCGUGUGCGGAUGAAUUUCGGAUGGGCCGUGGUUUACAAUUUGUGCCUUGUUCCCAUCGCUGCUGGUGUCUUCUACCCGAUCGUUAGUGGACAUCACCAGAAGGUUGUUGGGGGCGAAACCAUCACCGUGAAUGAACACUGGAGGUUGAGCCCAGUCUGGGCUGCUCUUGCUAUGGCGCUGAGUAGCAUCUCAGUUGUGACGAGUAGCCUAGCCCUGAGGAUUGAUGCGGAGAGUGUGAAAAAGGUUUUUGGCUGGAAGAAAUGA
Penicillium canariense is the source of this 3765-nucleotide messenger RNA. RefSeq names its product putative copper resistance-associated P-type ATPase. Gene Ontology annotation, biological process: monoatomic cation transport; copper ion homeostasis. NCBI's taxonomy places the organism in Eukaryota, Fungi, Ascomycota, Eurotiomycetes, Eurotiales, Aspergillaceae. Bases 1 to 3765 code for a protein of 1254 amino acids. The record is from RefSeq and is a predicted model, not a curated record. The transcript has a single exon. Gene Ontology annotation, cellular component: membrane. Gene Ontology annotation, molecular function: ATP binding; ATP hydrolysis activity; P-type divalent copper transporter activity.